Messenger RNA from Henningerozyma blattae CBS 6284, 1128 nucleotides. RefSeq names its product zinc-binding alcohol dehydrogenase family protein. Gene Ontology annotation, molecular function: oxidoreductase activity, acting on NAD(P)H. The transcript has a single exon. Lineage: Eukaryota; Fungi; Ascomycota; Saccharomycetes; Saccharomycetales; Saccharomycetaceae. Bases 1 to 1128 code for a protein of 375 amino acids. The record is from RefSeq and is a predicted model, not a curated record.
AUGUCAUCCACUAUUCCAACAACCAUGAAAGCCGUAGUAAUUGAAGGCAAUAAGCCUCUAUUUAAGGAAAACAUCCCCGUUCCAAAAUUACCAAAGGGAUUUAUGCUUAUAAAAGUUAAAGCAGUUGCUGGUAAUCCUACUGACUGGAAGCACUGUGAAUUUCAAUUAGGCCCUCAAGGAUCUGUUGUCGGUUGUGAUGCAUCUGGUGAAGUCGUUCAAUUGGGCCCUGAUGUUGAUCCAAGGGAAUUCAAAGUAGGUGAUCAUGUGUUUUCCUUUGUACAUGGUUCAUCUAAUUUCUGUCCAGAAAAUGGUGCAUUUGGUGAAUAUGUUGCCGUUGAUACUGCAUCCACUUUUAAAGCUUCUAAACCUUUGGUUCAUGCUACUAGCUCAACCAUCCCAUCUGGUACUGUCUCGACUUGGGAAGAUACCGCCAGUGUUCCAUUAUCGUUUACUACAGCAGGUGCAUCAUUGUUUCAUCAUUUCAAACUAAAGAUGGAAUGGGAACCAGCUCAACCACAGAGAGAUUUCCCGGUUUUGGUUUGGGGUGGUGCUACCGCUUUAGGCCAACCAUUGAUUCAAUUGAUGAAACAAAUCAAUGCCUAUUCUAAGAUCAUUGUUGUUGCUUCCAAGAAACACGAAAAGAAAUUAAAAGCAUUUGGUGCUGACGAAGUUUUUGAUUACCAUGAUACCGAUGUUAUCGAACAAAUAACUAGCAAGUAUAAUAAUAUCCAACAUCUAUAUGACACUGUAUCCAUUCCAGAAACUACACACCAAGUUUAUAAAUGUGCUGCUAAGAAUUCAUCCGCUAGGGUUCUUCAAUACAUGUUCAUGACUACAAAAGAUAUUGAUGAAAAAAUCAGAAGAGAUGAUGUAUCCGUUGCGGGUACUUUGAUCUACUGUGUUGGCGAACAUGAUGUUGAACUUGGUGGCUUAGUUUUUAAACAUGAUCCAACAUAUAGAAAAAUUGUUAGUCAAUUCAUCAAAUUUGUUCAACCAAGAUUAUAUGAAGGGAAAAUUAAGCAUGUAGAUAUCACUAUUUACAAAGGUGGCUUACAAGAGGUGCCUCGACUAUUAAAAGAUAUUCAAACUGGUAAAAACUCUGGCUCCAAGUUAGUUGCUACUUUAUAG